AUGACUUUUUAUUCCAAGCUGACCCUUGCAAUCAACCUUGCUUUUUUGCCAGAGACAUCAGAUGUGGCGGUCAAGGCAGUGGAUUACUUGAAAGAUGAGGGGACUGAUCUUGUUCAAGAGAGAUUGAAGGUUGAAAAAAAUGAGAUUAUUGCUUUUUACUUCUUUGGAAAUCACGGUGGUGGCAACUUUAUUUUCCCAUCCUUAGGUGUGGCUCUCACUGGUCUUCAUGGCUACUCUGUACACGGCCCUUUCAGGAUCCUCUACCAUGGGGUGGCGCAAUACCAUUUCAAACAAGAUAUUCCCGAUGCCCCUUGCCGAUUUUCUGUUGCCAUGUGGAGCCGUGAGAGUUCUUUCACUUUAAUUGCUAGGCAUUCUGCCUACCACAAGAAGGAUAAUCAAAAAUACAGCGACUCCACCUAUUGGCUACCAAUUUAUCCUGAAUACAAAUCCGACUCUGUCAGAGAGUACUUUGAAAAGUACCAUUCUGAAUCAAGAGACAGACCAAGAAACAACCAAGCCAAAAAGUAA
This is a messenger RNA of Puccinia graminis f. sp. tritici CRL 75-36-700-3, 528 nucleotides long. RefSeq lists its product as uncharacterized. The record is from RefSeq and is a predicted model, not a curated record. The transcript is spliced from 3 exons. Bases 1 to 528 code for a protein of 175 amino acids. NCBI's taxonomy places the organism in Eukaryota, Fungi, Basidiomycota, Pucciniomycetes, Pucciniales, Pucciniaceae.